Leopardus geoffroyi (Geoffroy's cat) is the source of this 2469-nucleotide messenger RNA. It is a transcript of the gene RBM7, whose product is annotated as RNA binding motif protein 7. Gene Ontology annotation, molecular function: single-stranded RNA binding. The record is from RefSeq and is a predicted model, not a curated record. Gene Ontology annotation, cellular component: nucleus. The coding region runs from base 196 to 996 and encodes 266 amino acids. The transcript has 5 exons. NCBI's taxonomy places the organism in Eukaryota, Metazoa, Chordata, Mammalia, Carnivora, Felidae. Gene Ontology annotation, biological process: regulation of alternative mRNA splicing, via spliceosome.
GAGCCGCCUUCAACCGGCGCUCUGCUCUCGAGCAUGCGCAGCCCGCCCGCGCACGUCGACGCCAGCCGAGAGCGAGCGUGAAUGACGUCUACGUCCGUGACGCCCGGGUCGAAGAGGGCGUGGGGUUUCCGAGAGUGCGCAGUGAGUGCGGCGGCGGCGACCCUUCGGCCUUUUUAGGGAGGGGGAGACAUUGCGAUGGGGGCGGCGGCAGCGGAAGCAGAUCGCACGCUUUUUGUGGGCAACCUUGAAACGAAAGUGACCGAGGAGCUCCUUUUCGAGCUUUUCCACCAGGCUGGGCCAGUAAUAAAAGUGAAAAUUCCGAAAGAUAAGGAUGGUAAACCAAAGCAGUUUGCAUUUGUGAAUUUCAAACAUGAAGUGUCCGUUCCUUAUGCGAUGAAUCUGCUUAAUGGAAUCAAACUGUUUGGGAGGCCCAUCAAAAUUCAGUUUAGAUCAGGAAGUAGCCAUGCCUCACAGGAUGUCACUUUGUCAUAUCCCCAGCAUCAUAUUGGAAACUCAAGCCCUACCUCUACAUCUCCUAGCAGGCAUGAAAGGACUGUGGAUAACAUGAUUCCAUCAGCACAGAUAAUUCAGAGGUCUUUCUCUUCUCCAGAAAAUUUUCAGAGACAAGCAGUGAUGAACAGUAUUUUGAGACAGAUGUCAUAUGGUGGGAAAUUUGGUUCUCCACAUCUGGAUCAGUCAGGAUUUUCCCCAUCAGUUCAGUCACAUAAUCCUACUUUUAACCAGUCUUCAAGCUCCCAGUGGCGCCAGGAGACGCCAUCCUCACAACGUAAAAUCAGACAGAAUUCUCAUCCCUACGUCCUGGACAGACAUUAUAGCCGUGAACAACGCUACACUGAUCAUGGGUCUGACCAUCAUUACAGAGGAGGCAGGGACGACUACUUCCAUGAAGAUCGGAAUCCUGAUGGCUGGAGCCACGAUUAUGAAAACAGAAGAGACAGUAGUAGAGAUGGAAAAUGGCGUUCGUCUCGACACUAGCAAGUAUUAAAGGACGAUGUUUUUAUAGGGUCACUCUAGGUCCCUUUGGCUGAAUUGAUCUGGAGGUGUUUUGUUAACUUUACAGAGCAGCUUUACAAGUUGCCACAUUUCUUUGUAAAAUUUUUAAAACCUAUAGCUGCAGUCUAGUACAGAAAUAAGAAUUGUGGUUCCAGUUUUAUUACAUUAAUAACCUUUCACCUCAGGGUUUUAUGAAGAGGAAAGGGUUUUAUGCAAAAGAAAGUGCCACAGUUUCUAAUCAUUUUAGACAAUUAACGAAGGGAUGUGUUAUAUGGAUUGGUUGUAUUAUAAAGCAGAUAUUUUAAUUAUCUGUUAUCUUUUUGUAUUGCAAGAAGUUUGUUGUCAGUGAAUCAGAUUUUGGUGUAUAUAAUAGAAAACAUUCAAGUUUUGAUAGUCUGAAAUGACUGUCAGUAUUUUGUUGAUAAAAGAAAGUAAUUUCAGUGACUCAUUUUACUUAAAACUUAUUGGGGUUUUAAGGGGAUAAAUCAUAUUUGACUUCUUAGAGAAUUUUUAGUGUAAGUUCUGUGACAUGCUCAUUUGAGUUUUACUCUAAUUGAACAUAAAAUUGUAAAUCUAUACAUGUUGUCUUAUUCUAAAAUUUUAAAAUGUACUUAUUAAAUCAUGUUUGAUGUAUAACUGAAGUUACUCAGGAAGUUAAAUAUCUCUAAAUGUAUUUUUUUAUGUUAAAAAAAUACAGUGUUAAUAUAAAUCCCCUUUUCAGGAAUAACAAAAAUGUAAAAGCAGAGGUAAAAUGGUAAAAUGUUUUACUGAAAGUAUUCUUUUUGCAAAAAGAAGGUUCAUGAACCGUUUAAGUGCUGCCUCUGUUACUCAAAACUUUAAAAACUUUAACAUUUUCAAAGUGCCCAGGACAUGUGUACGUGGGUAUGUUUUAUUGUGGAGAUUGUACAGAUUGCUUUUUUGUUUGAACGUUUGAAACAAUUUAAACUUUUUCUGAUUUAAAAAUUUUUAAAUCUUGUUUAACAAAAUUGUGUAUCAAGAUGCUGUUUCCCAUUUAUUGUAGAACUUGUUUAUAAAAAAUCAUUCCUUGAAAAAUUUUGAUCCUUUUUAAUAUUAGUAACCACAGCAUUUAUACUGUGUUCUUUUUUAAUAUAUUGAAAACCUAAAAAAGAGUGUGUCUUAUUUUUUUGACAUUACUAACUUUGGAGACCAUGUAUACAAAGUUAGCAACAUACUUUUAUUCAGUGAUGGCCUGGUGUUAAGAAUGUUGGUUCUUAGAGCAUCCUGAAAUACUCCUUUUGUACAUACUGAAAUUAAUAUUUCAGAAUCAGAUUUUCAGUGAUCUGGAUUAUAGUUCUUACCAGUUACGAACUGGUUACCCUCCUUAGUCUCUGGGAGUUCACGUACUCUCAGGUCUUCCCUGUGUGUAAAUGCAUGCCGUUUUUCGGUAAGUGGAACUAUUGACUCCGCAUGAUUAAAAGUUUGUUUGCUUACACA